CUUCGUCGCGUUUGUCAGAGAGCUGUUUUCCAACGCAAAUCAUUGUAUUUUGCAAACGUUUUCUCUGCCGUAAACGGGUGCCGGAACGUUUCCCGUGCCGUGCCUACGUUGGCCAUUCGCGGAAAAGUGCACGCGACGUGUCGCCCUGGAAACGCUACCCCCUUCGUACGGGGAAACGCAUCGGAAAACGCGUUGCAUGUCGCGGGUGGUUCGCCUUGUGCAAGUGGUACCUACAAAACAGGUCGAUUUUAAGGAUAAUCCGAGGUGGGAUCAGUGAACAUCCACGGUGAAUCGGUGGUUCUGUGUGGUUUUUCUGCCCCGAAUCGCGAGGUGCGCGACGACGCUCCAGAUCCGGUUUCCGGGAGAUGGCAGAAAUGUUUGUUACCGCGUAGUGUGCGGUGGCGGAGCAGCAACCACACAAGAAGAGCAAGGGAAAGUGUAAGAAGUGGCACACAAACAUACAACACGUUCUUCCAGCAGAACCAUGAUAGCUGCUGCAUUGCACGCCUUCUACCGCUAGGUGCAAUCGGGAGUGGAGGAAAAGUUUGAUGAAAAUCUGUGUCGGUGCAUCGCUGGUGGCGGUGCGUGCGUGAGUGCGUGCGUACAUGCGUGCAGGAGUCGGCGUUCUUCGCGGUGUAAUAAGGCGCCACCGUCCGCAGUGUGGGACGCGAUAUGGCGCGUUGGAAGCCCGAUUUUAAACAAUCGUGAGGGCGUGUGGUGUUCAGGAUGCGGUUUUCCCGUGGCGAAUGCGGGUGCGGUGUGGAUUGUGUGUUUGAAUUAAAGUAGAUAAAACGGAGACGGUCUGUUGAAUAGAGACGUGAAAAUACAAUUCGUGCGUGCUGUGCAAGUGUUCCUCCCAGAAUCUGGUGGGAUCUUUCAGCGGCAACCCUCCAGAUAUUUCACAAAACCCCUUUAACGACCCCCAGAAUUCGCAUUCCACAGCGCAGCGGAAGGUUCCCAGUUUUUUGUUUCAUUUCCGGCUGCGGCCAAAACACUGCGCGCACUGAUUUCGUUCAGUGGAUGGGCAAAGGGUCAACUUUAAUCCACGGACCAGAAUGAAGGAGAUGGUCGGUGGAUGUUGUGUCUGUUCAGACGAUCGCGGCUGGUCGGAAAAUCCGCUAGUGUACUGCGAUGGUCAAAGUUGCGCCGUGGCGGUGCAUCAGGCGUGCUACGGAAUAGUGACGGUCCCGAGCGGUCCCUGGUACUGCCGGAAGUGUGAGAGUCAGGAGCGGUCGGCCCGGGUCCGCUGCGAACUAUGCCCCUCGCGGGACGGUGCCCUCAAGCGCACGGACAAUCAGGGAUGGGCGCACGUCGUGUGCGCCCUGUACAUUCCCGAGGUGCGCUUCGGGAACGUGACGACGAUGGAACCGAUCAUUUUGCAGUUGAUACCCCAGGAGCGGUACAACAAGACAUGCUACAUUUGUCAAGAGGCGGGAAAAGGUUCGCGCGCCACAGUAGGCGCUUGUAUGCAGUGUAACAAAUCAGGUUGCAAGCAGCAGUUUCAUGUAACUUGCGCCCAACAGCUUGGCCUGCUUUGCGAAGAAGCCGGCAACUACUUAGACAACGUCAAGUACUGCGGCUACUGUCAGCAUCACUACAGCAAGUUGAAAAAGGGCGGCAACGUGAAAACGAUCCCUCCGUACAAACCCAUCAGCCAUGAGGCAAACUCAAGCGAUGGGCCUUCUUCGCCCGAAAAGGAAAUGGAACCUCCGCCUGCGCAGCAGCACAGUGGGAGUGGUGGAGGAGCGUCUGGCGGCAGUGGAACUAGUGGAGGUGGUGGCGGGAGUGGCAGCAGUAGCGGUACCGGUGGGCUUAAAUCGACCAGCCGGCUUUCCGGUGAGCCGACCAUCGGAGGUUCGUCGUCGACCUCGUCUUCCUCGUCGUCCUCCUCCAAGCAGCGCAAAUCCUCGAGCGCUUCGAAGAGUUCAAGUGGUGGUUCCAGCUCCAACACUUCGUCCUCAUCGUCCUCUGCGUCUUCCUCGGUGUUGGCAUCCUCGGGGGGUGCAUCGGGGAGCGGCGCAGCGAUGGCGGGCGGAUCUUCCUCCAUGUUGUCCUCAUCGUCGUCGUCAUCGUCUUCGGGCAUCUCGAGUUUGUCUGGAAGUGGUAGUGGAAGCGGUGGUACCGGCAGUGGUGGCGGAAUGGGCAGUUCUGGAAUCUCUGGAAGUGUUAGCAGUAGCGGAUCAAGCAAGGGCAGCUCGGGCUCGUCUGGGGGUGCGGGUGGAAGCGGUGGUGGUAGUGGUAGCUCCAAGGAGAAGGAUAAAUAUAGCAAAAGUCGAGAUAAAAGCUCCAAAUCGUCGAAAUCCUCCAGUAGUAGUAGCAGUGCUAACAAUAAUAGCAGCAAUAGCGGGGGAGGAAGUUUCAACAGCAGUACAAGUUCCGGUAGUGGCAGUAGUAGCCUUAUCGGUGGAAGCACCAGCCAAUCUUCGAAGGACGUUGAAAUGGGCUCUGCACUCGGUACGGGGUCGACCGCGAUGGGAGCGCUUGGAUCAUCGUCCUCCGCGCAGGGCUAUUCAUCAUCAUCCCUCGGCACUUCCGGCAGUGGCAAGCAUCACUCAGACAAGUCGGACAAAGCAGGAAGCGGAAGCAAUCAGGGUGGAUCACUGGCGGCACUUUCUGGAACAGCGGGCACAUCACGUGCGGCGUCACUUUCGCCGGCCGCUAUUCCAACCACCCUGAUCAUCAAACCACCGCUGGAUCAUUCAACGGGCGGAGGCAAGGAACAACUAUCAAAGGAAGCGAUUGCGAAGAUGAGCACUUCCAGCAACUUCACCGAAACGAUCGUGGUCAACUCGGACUCGGUGUACAGCCACGGUGGGAGCGGUGGCUCGACAGGGGGCCUCGGAUCGACGUCUGUGAUCGAGAGUGGUGGAAAAAUGUCCAUGGGCCAACAGGGUGCCGGAUCUAUUGCCGGUUCGUACGGCAGCGGUUCGUCUGGCAACUCCGGUGGUGGAUCUACGAGCGGCAGUGGUGGGGGUAAGAAGCGAAAAGCGGACGCCCGUUCGACACCAACAUCCGCUGUCGUGUCCAACGAUAUGGAUAUCAACCGUGACCUGAUUAAGGACGUCGCCGUUUCGAUCGUGCCAUUAUCACUGAGCAAAAACGAUCACAUCGAUUCUUCGUCAAUCGGAGGAGGACACGAAAAGGGUGUGAAAAAGGCCAAAACCGACACCAGCUCCCCGCUGCACCAUCCGUCGGCGCCGGCCGCAGUGACGUCGGCGGCGGCAGGAGCGCCGGCAUUGAUGCCGGAACCGAAUCUGCAGAAUGUCAGUCCGAACCUGAUACAACAGUCGUCACAUGCAUCGAGCAUUAUUUCGUCGUCCUCGUCGGCUUCCUCAACGUCCGCCAGCUCGUCGGCUUCCGCUGGCAAACAACAUCAGCAACAACACACCACACCACACUCACCUCAGCAGUCCGCAGCACCGCAGCCUCCGCCGCACACGCCGAGUCUGGUGGUGUCCGUUCCCCUGUCGACGGCUACCGUACCUGGAGUUAACCUACCCGCUAGUAACAGUAGUAACAGUGGUAAUAGCAGCAACAGCGGCAGCAUAAGCUCCGCCAACAGUAGUAGCAACGUAAACCAUAGCGCUAGUCUUAGCACCGGUGGCAACAACAGCAGUGGUAAUAGCAGUAGCAAUAGCAGCACGCCGAACAUCAUAGCACCUGGUCAGCUGGGAGGGACCAGCGUCAACAGUGGUGUUGGGAAUGCGGGCACCGGUUUGUAUCAACAGAUUUCGCAUCGAGCGGGUGAUCAGUUGAUGAAUGCCAGCACGAACCGGUCUAGUCCCGUGAUCCAACAUCAAUCGAUACAGGGCUUGACGCAGAACAUCAUCCAAACCUCCACGUCCUCGAUUGCCUCGACGUCGUCGUCGUCGUCCACCUCCGCCUCAUCGAGCACGAUCACACACCACCAUCAUCUCGAUCAACGGCAGUCGCCCUCGAUGCGAGCCUCCCCUGCGACGGCCACCGGAGGCAAUGUCAUAACGUCCGUGGGCCAUCACGGUCAGGAGCACGGGCUGUUGCUGUCCGCCGCCACCGGACCGCCCGGAACGGUGCUCCAGAGUAUCUCACCCGUGCCGAUGAGCGCUAUCCAGAGUGCCACCUCUUCACCAUCGCCCAUCAUCGGCGGAGGAGACAACAGUAACAGCAGUGGUGGUGGUGGUGGUGGGCUCAAGUUUUCCUACGAAAAGCAACCACCGACGACGAACGCCCGGAUAGCGGCCCUACAAGAAGAAGAAUCCUCCUCGGGUGGUGGCAGGAGGUCCAGGUACGGAUCGCAUUCAAGAGAACGAAACAGUGGCAGCGGUGGUGCUGGUGGUGCUGGUGGCGCUGGCAACAAUGGGAAUGUCGCUACCGGGAGUGGUGCCGGUAAAACUCGUACAUCGAAGAAGCGUUCACAACAGCAGCAGCAACAACAACAACAUCAUGAUCGUGGAUCCCCCCUGAACGUGGACAGUUCUGGAAGUCGCAGCCUAACAUCGCCUCCUCCAACUUCCCGCGGUGGCUCAUCUCAGCAACAGUACCAGUAUGGAAGUAACGAGGAUCAUCAUCACUCGCAGUAUCCAGGUUCGGGAGGUAGCAACGCACCGGCGGGUGGUGGAAACAAUGCUAGUAACAAUGGGAGCGUACUUUCGAUGGCCGCAGGGACCGGAUCCGCGAUUGCAUCCGUUGUCGUUGGCCAUCAAUCGGCAAUGGGAUCAGGAGGAUCUCAUGGGCCCACCGCCUCACUUCCCUACAACUCGGGUGGCUCGCACUCUACCGCCCAGUCACAGUCUCAGAGUUCAUCCGCCGCAAACGCUAGUAGCCAUGCUUCCACCUCGACUUCCAGCUCCACUGUAGCUUCUUCCAACGCUUCACUGUCCUCUUCUGCUAACACAAACUCCUCCGUCACUGCUUCCGCGCGAGCUUCGGAUGUCGGAGUCCCGUCGUCCGGUGGCGCACAUGUCAUCGAAAUGGCCGGAUCAGGGAACUAUCACGCAGGUGGUGGUGGUGGAUCUAUCAUAACCGGAUACGCACCACCACCGAACAAAUCCUCCAACAGCACGGGCGGCAGAGGUGUAGAUGGCUUCCAGCACCAUCACCCAUAUCAGGGCCAGAGUGGCGGUUCCAGCGUUCUCACCACCAGUAGUAGCGAACAGGUCAACAAUACCGGUGGCGUCAGCAACAGUGCCAACAGUAGUAAUGCUAUUAGCAAUAGUAAUAAUAACAACAGCAUCCUCAGUAGCAAUAAUAACACCAUCAACACCACCAGUAGUAGUACUAACCAUAGUGGAAGUGGCGGCGCUAAAGCUUCCAACCACAACCAGCCCGCCGCUGGAAGCACAAACCCUGGCUCUACAGCUGGCGCCAGCUCGGGUAGCAGCAACAGCAACCUUAACCAGUCUAACAAUAAUAGUAGUACCAUCGUAUCGACGGUUACCCACACGAACAAAAAGCACCGUGCGUCGUCCUCGCACCAUCAAACAAUCGUUGAACUUUCGCCAUCGCCGUCUACUUCCAGAACGCCCGAAAUGACCGCACUAGCGACGGCCGGCGGGGCGUACGGCGUCACUUCCUCCCUCUACGGUGGAGGCUCUUCGGGAGGUGGCGGAGGUGGGUUGAAGUUUUCGUACGAAGCGCAACCUACGAACCCGAUAGCGUCGUCGGCGGCCGCCUCCAUGAGCAACAGCAUCAACAACACCAUCAACUCGGUCAUAGCUGCCCCGCAGGUGAAAGACUCUCCGCCGAGUUCUCCCGGAUCGGAUGGCGGACCAACGGUUGGUGCCCUCGGUGGCCGAGGAACGAAACGUAAUCGGAAAAUGUCGUCCAAUACGGCCACCGUUUCGUCGGUGGCAUCAGCGGCGGCAGCAGCAGCGGCGGCGGCGGCAUCGUCGUCGUCGGUGAAUGUUUCAAAUAUUGGAACGGCAUCGAUUGUUCCGGCAUCGGUUGUGGCCUCGGCUGGUGGUGGAUCGAUGGUCAGUGACGCGAAGGAAGGCAAACUGUUUCAGAACGGCGGCGGAGCAGCCAGCGCCGCCGGAGGUAACAUCGUUUCGGCAACGCAUAUGUUGGGUAAUCAGCUGAACACGAGCAGUAGCGUUGCGCAAAAGAUGUCCGAUCAGUUGAGCAUGGAAAUCGAAGCGCACACCUACGUUCCGGGACCGAUGGAACCCGGACCGCCGUUGAUGGGACCACAGUUUCCGGGAAAGAAUCGCACUAACAACCCCCAACCUGUGCCAUCCGGUGGUGGCGGUGGUGCAUCCCUUAGCUCGAUGCUGACGGGAGGCGCUACUGCGACGGCGAACGGCAACACACCGCAGAGCUUGGAGCAGCUCCUGGAGCGUCAAUGGGAACAAGGAUCUCAGUUUCUUAUGGAACAAGCGCAGCACUUCGACAUUGCCUCCCUGCUGUCCUGUCUCCAUCAGCUGCGGAGUGAAAAUGUCCGACUGGAAGAGCACGUCAACAAUCUGGUUGCCCGGCGGGAUCAUCUGCUGGCAGUGAACGCACGGUUAGCGAUUCCGCUCAAUCCAACGGCGGCCCUCGGCGGAGUCGGAAUUAUCGGAGCGGCAAGUGGCGGAUCUGGAGGCGGCAGCGCCGGUGGUGGCAGUGGAGGAGGAGUAGCAGCUAUCGGUGCUAGUGGUGGCCCUCCGUCUCAAGGACAGUUCAACAGCGUGCACGGUAACGGACCAAUAGAUGUCACCGUGGCCAACGUAUCAUCGAUCUCUGGCCGCUCUGGUCGUGGUCGUGCUGAUCAAAAUCAACCACCAUCCUCCCAACAACAGCAGCAGCAAGGGGCCGGCCAUUACGGACCCGGGGCCGGCAACAACCCUGGCGGUGGAGUACCGUUAGAGAAUGGUAUCGAUUUUCGGCACACCAACUCGUCCCACUCUGCCACCAACAGUGCUUCGAUAAGGCGCCACUCUCCUCCUUCAACCCAACCCCCGUACCCGGCACCUGCGGCAGCUCCGGGUAGUGGAGCUUCCAGGGCGGUACCAUCGGGAACUUCCGUUACGGCCGGUUCUAGCGAACCACCCCUACCGGCGGCGUCGUCGUCAGGAUCGGUACGAACCAACACGGCGAUGCGCUCAUCGUCGGGGACGUCGGGUAGUCUAUCCAUCACUUCCAACAGUAGUAGCACUUCCAGCAACAGUAAUAGUGGUGGGGACCGCAAUAGCACCGCAAUCGUUGGUUCAUCUACUGCCGGAAACGGACCCGCCGGAUCGAACCCGAUGGCACCGGGAAGCUCCAACAGUUCCGGUGCUUCCGGUGGGGCUUACACCGGGGCAUCUCGCGAGCAACAACAACAGCAGCAGCAGACGAUUUACAACACCGCACACCAGCCUACACACCAAUUACGCCGUGACGCCGAUAUACCCCUCUUGCUAGAGCACCAUCAGCAGGAACAUCAUUUGCAUCAUCAUCAUCAUCCUCAUCAUCUUCUACAUCCGCAAGUGGCAGCGGCACCUCCACCACCACCACAGCAGCAGGGAGGCGGCAAUCAUUCGCACCAGAACAACCAUCAUCCAGGGCAGGGGGUGUCCGGAGCGGGUCCACCGAAUCACCAUCCGACCAUAAGCAGCACCACCACCACCAUCAACAGCAACAAUGUUCUGCAUCAUCAUCAACAAUCGCAACAACAUCUGAUGUCGCACGCCGCCCAUCCCCAUCAUAUGGCCGGCAGCUUGAACAGGGCGAUUGUUCAACCUUCGGGUCGUCCAGUGGCACGACCGGGCGCUGCUACAAACCACCACCAUCUGGCCCACCAUCUUCCAUCGCAUGGGAACCAUCUGCAGCACCACGGGACAACACCGCCACUGAUGGGCGCAAGCGGAACUAUGCCACCGCAUUCGACGGUCGGCCACCACGGCGGGCCACUGAACUCGAUCGAGAGCACGAACUCCCGGGGACCCACAACCCCACCACCGCCGCUACCGCCAGUCGUUAGCUUUAUCGAUCGGUUUGUUCAGCAGUCCUCUUCCGGGCCAUCGACCAUCGAGCACCGCCAUCGGAAUGGCACCGGUCAGAAGUACAAAGAUUUCUCGAUCGAUCGGAUCCUUGGGGCGGGUGGUCGAGGCAUACAACUACCGAUCCAGCCCCCCGCUAGAAGGCUCCCGUCGUGGAGCAGAACAGAUCCUUUCUCCUCGCUAACGCAGUAUCGCAAUGCGAUUAAUCCGACGGACACGAGCACGAGUGAUGAGGAUGACGAUGAUGAUGAUGCUGAUGACGAUGAUGACGACGAGUACGAUAACGAUGGUGAUGAUGAGUCGGACGAAACGGACGGAAGUGGUAACGGGGGUUAG
Anopheles coustani is the source of this 8273-nucleotide messenger RNA. RefSeq names its product mucin-19 (gene Alh). Gene Ontology annotation, molecular function: nucleosome binding; histone binding. The record is from RefSeq and is a predicted model, not a curated record. The transcript is spliced from 17 exons. NCBI's taxonomy places the organism in Eukaryota, Metazoa, Arthropoda, Insecta, Diptera, Culicidae. Gene Ontology annotation, cellular component: nucleus. The coding region runs from base 1056 to 8273 and encodes 2405 amino acids. Gene Ontology annotation, biological process: regulation of transcription by RNA polymerase II.